CGAGGCAGAGAGGAGAUCAAAAUGUAUUUACAGCUGUUGCUGAUGAUUACAGUUACAGCUGCAGAGCAACGACCACCUGACUUCCUGGUCAGAGUUGGUGAUGAAGUGACUUUGCCUUGUAAAGACGUGACUGAUGGUCAGAAUAAAUGUGAAGGAACAACUUGGAUCUUCAUCCGUUCAAUGCCAACAGUGACGCUGUUUGAAGCUGGGAAGAUUAAUUCAACUGUAUCAGACAGACUGAGUGUUACUGUUAACUGCUCUCUGGUCAUAAAGAAGGUCAUCAUGGAGGAUGUUGGUCGUUACACCUGCAGGCGGUUAACGUCAGGACAACAAGGACCAAACUCCUCUGUUCAUCUAGCUGUUGUUCUCAUGACUGAACAGAAGAUCAAUAAUUCAUUCGUCUUAAACUGCUCUGUGAUGGAUUAUGAAAUCCAGAAACACACAGUGGAGUGGCUGUAUGAGGGGGAAGGAGAAACAUCCUCAGAAAUAAAAUCAUCACUGCCCAUCUAUCGUUCUACUGUGGUGCUGACAACUUCCCUUCAUCAAAACCCAACAUUUUUUAGUUCUACAAAAUGUAACGUCACAAAUAUCUCAACUAAAGAAGUUCAGCUGUUCACCUUCAGCCACCAGUCAACAGAUCAGAAAACAGAUCAGAAAACAGAUCAGAAAACAGGUUGGACUUGGUGGCAUAUUGUUGUUUUUGUGGCUUCAACAGGCGUCUUAAUAAUCAUUCUGCUGUUCAUCAAAUGGAAGAAAACUAAAGGAAGUGAAAUCAAGAAGGAAGAAAACACGCAGGAACCGAUCUUACAACCUGAAGUCACAGUUUUGAAUCCAGAAACCAGAGAAGCUAUGGUUGAAUCUGAGGGUUGUGUGUACUACGCCUCAGUCUGCUACACCAAUAAGGCCAAGAGGAAAACACACGUUAAUUCCUCCGUGGACAACUCUUCUCCUGAAGAUGUCGCUCCUCAAGACGCAAUCUACGCCAUAGUCAAAAAAACAAAAACACAUGAUGUUACUGCCUGAAACUGUUCUUAAAAUAUUUGGAUUUGGUUUUCCAAAAAAAGUUAGCUUUGAUCAAAUUUUAACCAAAAACUAAACUAGAGCUAGUAUCAGCAUUUCACUGGCCUGGCCAUUGCCCUGCAGUGCAUUUCUACUCUAUUCUCAUCUCCCUUCAAUGUUCAGUCUGUGAUUUCUCUCAUUGAAGUGGAUUCCUCUAGUACAACUUUUAUCAGGCUAAUCAGUGAACAGAAGGAAAAGUUCGCACCUUUGAUGUUGAUUUUCUGCACUGUUUUAUAAUUGCAGUUUGCCUUAAGUGUUAGCAAUAGCAGGAACUUAACGAACUUAGGCAACUUAGCAAGUUACAAUUUAAACAACGCAUAAGUUGUAUUUAGAGCCACUGUAAUAAAUCAAUAUUUAUGAGGAGUUUUAUCAAGUGGAGUUACUCAUUGUAACUUGUUUUUAUUUAUAGCCUUAAAUUUUUGUAAAGUUGUAGCAUAGAUUAUACCUGUGGCAGUGAACCAAGCUCAUAUCUAAACAUUUAAAUUUUAGUUUGAUUUUUUUGGGUCUCAGUAGUUUGCUCACUGAGAAAAACACGUUUGAGCAUCACCACUCACUAGUCAUUCUUGGCCUUGCAGAUAGAAGACAUUAAAAACUUUUUAAACCACAUUUUCGAAACAUCAAAGUGAAACUAACUGAGGACUUUCAGACACGGUGCUCAAAGUUUGAUUGGUUGUUGGACUUAAUGAGUUCGCGUACCACAGAUUCUGGUCAGAAUGGCUCUCAUGAAACCCAGGAAGAGCG
This is a messenger RNA of Gambusia affinis (western mosquitofish), 1800 nucleotides long. RefSeq lists its product as uncharacterized. Gene Ontology annotation, cellular component: external side of plasma membrane; membrane raft. The record is from RefSeq and is a predicted model, not a curated record. Gene Ontology annotation, biological process: positive regulation of ERK1 and ERK2 cascade; T cell activation; interleukin-15-mediated signaling pathway. The transcript has 8 exons. Gene Ontology annotation, molecular function: MHC class II protein binding; protein tyrosine kinase binding. The coding region runs from base 22 to 1023 and encodes 333 amino acids. NCBI's taxonomy places the organism in Eukaryota, Metazoa, Chordata, Actinopteri, Cyprinodontiformes, Poeciliidae.